GGUUGGGAGGCGCGCCAGACCAAAGCAUGGGGCGCAGGUGGCGGGGAGAAGGCGGCGACAUUUCUACCUCUUCGAUGCAGGAGGAAGUUGACAUCGGCACAGGAGGCUUGCAAAGUGAAAGUCCUUCCCUGGGGACGCGCCGCCCAGCCGGGAAACUCCAGGCUACAAACCUCAUCGGGCAUUUCCGCAUUGCUCCAAAAUGGAAGCGGAAAGUUGACUUUUGUUUUUGUUGGUUCUGGUUAAAGAGAGAGGAGGCAGGAGAGAUGGGAAUGGCCGGAUCGUCGCUGCCUGGCGCUGCUGGUGGCAACCCGACGCUGCUUCCAGUGGCUUGUUAACUGCACAACGUCCCACACUGUCACUGAACCGGAGUGCAACACCAAAGCCAGCGUCGUGAUCUCCCAACAUGCCCAGUGGGAGAACUCUGGACGAAUUUGCUGUGCCCGAGGCGGCACAGGAGAUGAUGACCCAGCACCGUCCUCGAAUCGAGCAGCUUUUUGGGGUCGAGUUGAAUGUCCUGGGGGUUUUGGGGUCAGCACAGAGCCCCAGUGGGGAACCCCAGGCGGCAAGGAAGAUAUGGCUGCAGCUACAGGGACAUGGAGAGAAUCUGCAACGGGCAAAGGAAUACAUCAAAGGUCUUUGUGCCCCGGAGCUGAGCAUGGAGGUGAACUACCCUAAAGACAUGGAGUGCAUAUUUCUAGGGGCGCGCAGUUUGUUCCUGGACUGCCUCACUCAAGGGACCUCUGCUAACAUCACUCUGCUCCACCCUGGGACCCUGUUAAUUUCUGGCUUGGCUGAAGCCUUUGUCAUGGCCCAGAGCCGGAUCCAGGAGUUUGUGGGGAAACACCAGAAGAACUCCAGGCUGCCCCUAGAGCAGGAGGCCCAGGUCAAGAGGGCCUUCCGGAAGCUGGUGGAGAGCUUCGACGACAAACAUACUAUGGAUCUCCUGCUCCUGCCUACCUCAGUUAAGGAGGACUUGCUUAGCUUGGUGAAGGAGAUUCAGGAAGAAGCCAGGGAGCAGAGGCAAAGGAAUGGGUGUUGGACACAGCCCGCUUUGGGGCAGGACCGGUUGCUGGGGUGGGAGCUUGAAACGGGGGGAGGCAGCGGGCCUCAGUCUCUGAGUAGAUCUCAAAGUACCCUCGGCAUGCAUGGUAGAGUGCAAGAGCAGGGUAAACUCGGAGACUCUGGUGUCGACGUGUCUGUGGGCUUUGCUAGGCCUCAGGAAUCUCCUCAUAAGCCCCAAGAUUCUACCCAGCCACAUCAUCCUGUUCGACCCAGAGAUGUUAGGGCCGAUGUGCCUAUCGUGGCUGGUAGGCCUCAAGACCAAACGCCACCUCACGUGUCAAGGAUGGAUUUGCCCAGAGACUUUGCUGAGGCUGAAACGCACACUAUACCUCAGGGCGUUCCAACUGGCUUGAACAGUUCACAGGGAUGGGAUGGACCCAAGAGCUCCCCGCAGCCCAUUCCAUCCGUAAAACCUCGGAUCCUUCCCGGUCACCAAGGCCUACAAGAGGCCUUGGCGCACCUGCAAGAGCAAGGGAGGAACACUGUCCAUGCCAAAGAAUCAAGCGCUGUUAGCUUGCCUGAGGAAAGCAGCGAGGAAGAGCAGGAGACAUCCGACGUCCUCCUGUCAUCGUGGACGGAGAAGGAGUUCAGAAUGAGGCUGAACUUCUUUAAAACCAUGGGCUAUGAGGAGCGGGUUGUCAAGAAGGUCCUCUUGGAGGGUGGGGUACAGGAGGCCCCUUCGACUAUUUUGGACAGGGUCCAGAUGGAAGAGGCUGGCUUGUCCCAGAAAGAUGUCGCCCUCCCCCAGAAAGAACCCAGCGGAAGAGAGCACUCUCCCCCUCCACAGGGAAAGAGCCAGGAUGAAUUUGAAUACCUCAGGGAAGUUAUCAAAGCAGCAGUGGCCAACUGCGGGCACUCACCCAGUGAGAUUCCAGCAGAGAUAGAGACAGGAGUCCCAUUGGCAGGCCUGCUUUGGCGGCUCAAUGAGAAAGGCCAAGAUGAAGCUGAGGGGGCCUCAGCAAUAAAGCCGGAACUUGGAGAGCAGCCUGGUGUCCGGAGGGAAGCCAUCUUGAAUCAUGAAGCAUCUUCGCAGCAGAGGUCUUCUCCGGAGAGAGCGAAGAACAAUGGGUCCCCUUUCCGUGAGGGUACCCACGUCCCACUCCCGACACAUCUCCCAGUUCCUGCUUUCUCUCCGGAUUUGUCUCCCAGUGUCAAUUCUUUGUUUUCCACAUUGGAUUCUGGGGAGAAUGUGUCAACAGAAAGCACCAGCUUACGGCCUCUCAACCGUGGCUCUGUUUCUACGGUGACCGGAGCCCAGCGCUUUGAGGAGGCGCUCCAGACCCAGUUCAAGCUCAAAUUGGCCAACACCCCAGGAAAGAAGAACCUACGGAGAGUCAUCAUUGAUGGCAGCAACGUGGCCAUGAUGCAUGGUCUGAACCAAUUUUUCUCCUGCCGGGGCAUCGCACUGGCUGUUCAACAUUUCUGGGACCGUGGACACCGAGAAGUGACCGUCUUGGUACCUGCACAUCGGAUGGAAGAAGAUCCCAAUGUAAGAGAACAGCACUUCCUGGUCGAGUUGCAUGACCUGAGCAUCCUCUCGGUCACUCCAUCACGCAAAAUAGAUGGGAAAGGCAUUGUGCCAUAUGACGACAGGGUCAUGCUUCAGCUGGCGGAAAAGACCAAUGGUGUGAUCGUCACCAACGACCAGUUCCGGGAUCUUGCAAAGGAGUCAAAAAGAUGGAUCCGGAUCAUUAAGGAGAGUCUGCUGCAGUACAUCUUCGUGGGGAACAUCUUUAUGGUUCCUGACGAUCCUCUGGGACGAGGUGGGCCCUACAUAGAGGACUUCCUGAAGCAAAACUCCAGGACCAAGGCACCAAACUGCCACUCCUUCUCUGGCCGAAUGGCACCGGCGCCAGUACCUGUCCGCCCUGCCUCACAGACCGAGGUCCUUAAUCUACGAGACAGGAGGCCCCCUGGCGGCUUGACCAGGGAUCGAUGGAGGCGGCCUCAAGAUGACAUCGUGGAGAAGGAGGAGGAGACACUUCGGCCUACGUCAGAGACCGAACGGCUGAGGAGAGACCUUUUGGAGAUCUUUGUUGGCCAGGAGCGGAGGGUUGAUUUUGUACUCAUGAGGGACCCUUGCUGCUGUGACCUCAAUAAGCUCUCAGAGGCUGUUCUCAACAUCUCUUUCUGAGCCAACUAACUUCAUCCAUUUCUCCCUCCCACAAAAUGUGGGUGCAUUAAUGCAGCUGCUCCUGGUAUGAGCUUGAACUUCAGUGCAUUGGUAGCAAAAAUGAGUCACAGCAUCUGUAAACGUGACGGGGAAUACAGAAAACAACUUUUGUUAUUUAAUUCUGAGCAGAACAUUAACCACUGCUGAUGCCCUUCCUACCAAAAUCACAGAGCCCUGAUGAUAGUGCUUCUCCCCCAUACUAUCCAGUACAAAAAAUGCUUGUCUCUUCUUACCGUGGCAUGAUGGAUGUUCAGUUCCAGACCAUGUGGAUUUUCAAGUGGCCUUGAUGGACCUCAGGGUUAAGUUAGUACAUAUUCUGAAGCUAGUUGAAGGGGUGCAAGUUAUACAUCAUGUGGUGGCACAAUCUCCUUUUGGAUGGCAUGUCUCCACUGUGAAUUUAAAUUGACUUAACUGUCAUGGCUCCCUCACCCCGCCAUCCCAGGGCAUUGUGGGAAUUGUUCUAAAAGAGGGGUUUCUUACAGGAUCCCCAGCAUUUAUAUAAUCCUCAGGGUACCUGGGCUGGAAACCAUAGCAAAUAAGUGAAUUCCAGACAAAUUUAUCUGAUUUAGACUGGGGAAAGUGUAGACUUUGUUUGGAGAACUAAUUGAAGGACCUCAGUGUUACCUUAGUCUUUUCCUUCCAGAUUAUGGAUGCAAUCGCUAUGGAUCAGGGAGGGACAGCAACACAAAACUAAGCAAAUUCUAUUUUAGAUUAUUGUCCAGAGCUCCAUGGCAAAUAUUUUUAUGUCCUUGUCCGGGAAGCAUUAUUGAUCAUGCUUUUGUGUUUUAAAAAUCAUUCUGGUUUCUAUUUAUUAUAUUCUUUUAGAAGUGCCUCCCAACAUCCAGUAAAUUCUUCAGUCAGUUUCAGGUGCCAGAUUUAUAUUUUUUCAAAAAAAGAAAUUAUUUUUCUCCUCCUAACACAGCCGGAGGAGGAAAACUCAAUAUGCUCUUUUUCUUAGAAAAUUGCAAAAAUUUCAGAUAUCCCAACGCAAAAAAAAAAAAAAAGGAUUUUUUUUUUUUUAAAAUUGGCUUUUCAGUAACUGGAGAAAUUGAACCUUUUUUUGAAAGCAAAGAGUGUCAUGCAUUUUCUGACCAAAGGCUUUUGGCUGUUUAAUAAUAAAAUUGUUGCUACUUAAUAAAAUUGGCUGUUUAAUAAUAAAGUUGUAAAAUACAGAAAAUGAUUGGAGCUGGA
Molecule: messenger RNA, 4426 nt
Organism: Hemicordylus capensis (graceful crag lizard)
Lineage: Eukaryota; Metazoa; Chordata; Lepidosauria; Squamata; Cordylidae
Product: protein KHNYN-like
Exons: 8
Coding region: 404-3196 (930 amino acids)
Cellular component (GO): cytoplasmic ribonucleoprotein granule; nucleus
Molecular function (GO): RNA endonuclease activity; mRNA binding
Source: RefSeq, a predicted model, not a curated record